AUGAACGAAAUACUGGCGAGCAUUAGUAUAGAAACUCUACUUCACUUUGUAGAACAAAAGUUCACUGAGAUUGGGGUUGAGAGAGCUGAACAUAAGGCCAGGAUUGCCGAGCUUCUAAAACAGGGUGUGGAAGAAAAUAAGAGGCGUGAUGCUGAGAAUACCAAACUCAAGGCCAGAAUCGAGGAGUUAGAAUCUGAGAAUGAGUUUAGAGAUAGAAUUACGAAAGUGGAACAGAGACAGAUGCUAAAUAACCCAAAGGAAAAUAAUUUUCUAGCAACAGUUCAAUUUGGUUGCAGAUCAGGUACCCAUGUUGAGAAACCAUUGGUGGAUACUUCAUUACCCGAAAAACUGAUACCUUAG
Rhizophagus irregularis DAOM 181602=DAOM 197198 is the source of this 360-nucleotide messenger RNA. NCBI's taxonomy places the organism in Eukaryota, Fungi, Glomeromycota, Glomeromycetes, Glomerales, Glomeraceae. The record is from RefSeq and is a predicted model, not a curated record.